Messenger RNA from Abrus precatorius (Indian licorice), 942 nucleotides. RefSeq lists its product as uncharacterized. NCBI's taxonomy places the organism in Eukaryota, Viridiplantae, Streptophyta, Magnoliopsida, Fabales, Fabaceae. The transcript is spliced from 4 exons. The record is from RefSeq and is a predicted model, not a curated record. Bases 1 to 837 code for a protein of 278 amino acids. Gene Ontology annotation, cellular component: chloroplast thylakoid.
AUGCUAAUGGCCACCACUCUCUCCCAUCUCACCCUUUCAAUUCUUCCUCACAGAACAAAUUAUCAAUCAACCGCAAAACUUCAUUCCAUCAAUUCAAGGUUGAAGAACUUUUAUACCCCAAAAGAUCCUCCCAUUGCUAACUUAAAAAAACUGUUGGAUCAAACUAGCAAUGUUCUAAAAACUGCUUCUCUUUCCCUCACAGCAAUCACCUUCCCCUUCUUACUAGAACACAAGGAUGUUGCACUUGCUGUUGAUGGGGAGUUUGGGAUGUUGGAGGGUAGAACAUUUGCUCUUGUUCACCCCAUUGUGAUGGCUUCUCUGUUCUUCUAUACCUUAUGGGCAGGGUAUUUGGGGUGGCAGUGGAGGAGAGUGAGGACUAUUCAGAAUGAGAUUAAUGAGCUUAAGAAGCAGGUGAAACCUACCCCAACUACCCCAGAAGGUAAAGCACUAGAAGAACCACCGUCACAAGUUGAACUCAAAAUUCAGCAACUUACUGAGGAGAGGAAAGAGCUGCUCAAAGGCUCUUAUAGGGAUAGACACUACAACGCAGGGUCUAUACUUCUAGGAUUCGGGGUGCUUGAGGCUAUUGGUGGAGGGCUGAACACAUGGUUAAGGACAGGAAAAUUAUUUCCAGGUCCGCAUCUGUUUGCGGGAACAGCUAUUACAGUGUUAUGGGCACUUGCUGCAGCCCUUGUACCAUCAAUGCAGAAAGGGAGUGAAACAGCUAGAAAUCUUCACAUUGCUUUGAACACUUUAAAUGUACUGCUCUUUGUGUCUCAGAUCCCCACUGGAUUUGACAUUUUGUUGAAAGUGUUUGAGUUCACUCAAUGGCCUUGAAUGUUCCCAUGUAUUUUACUUCCAAUUUGCAACACCAAAAUCACCCCAAUUUCACAUUUUAAGAUCACUCUAAUAAGGUACAGAAGUGUGCUUAAUGAAAGUGAA